Boeremia exigua is the source of this 726-nucleotide messenger RNA. RefSeq names its product TIM21-domain-containing protein. Lineage: Eukaryota; Fungi; Ascomycota; Dothideomycetes; Pleosporales; Didymellaceae. The transcript has 2 exons. Bases 1 to 726 code for a protein of 241 amino acids. Gene Ontology annotation, cellular component: TIM23 mitochondrial import inner membrane translocase complex. The record is from RefSeq and is a predicted model, not a curated record. Gene Ontology annotation, biological process: protein import into mitochondrial matrix.
AUGGCCGCCCUCUACCGCCCCGCCGAAGCUGCCCUGCUCUUGCGCCCUGCCAUGCGCCCCGCCCUGCUGCUCCCGCGCAUCCAGCCGUCGGCAGCUCGACGCGCCUUGUCCGCCUCGCACCAGACCCGUGCCACCGAGCCCACCUACCCGGGCACGCCCAUCCCGCAGCCCGCGCGCCGGUCCAUCACCCUGACUGGCGACUCGGGCCAGGUGCCGUGGACUGCCCUGUCGCCGGGCGAGAAGGUCGUGCGCACCACCCAGCAGUCGUUCAACCUGAUCGUCGUCGUCAUCGGCGUCGUCGCGACCGGCGGAGUCACCUACUUCCUCUUCCACGACGUCUUCAGCCCCAACUCCAAAAUCGCACACUUCAACCACGCCACCGACAGGAUCCGCGACGACCCCCGGUGCCAGAAGCUGCUUGGCGAGGGAUCCCAGAUCUCCGCCUACGGCGAGAGCUCGUUGGCGCGCUACGUCAAAAAUCGCGCCAUUCGCAGCACAGAAGAGACGGACCAGUGGGGCACCCAGCACCUGAAAUUCCGCUUCUUCGUAGAGGGCAACGGGAAGCAGGGCGUGGUACACGUUCACAUGAUUAAGAAACCGAGCAUGUCUUCGUACGAGUAUGCCGAGUUGGCGCUCGACGUCAAAGGGCAUCGCAGGAUCGAUCUGGCAUCCAAAGAGAAACAGGCCCAUGUCGCCCCGAAGAUCUUCGGCGCGAGGUGGUGGUAG